CCCAGCUCCAGCGCAGAGGAUAGCACCAGGUAGUUGGAAAGAGAUCGGAGACAAGUGUGGGAAGCCGUGGAGGACAUAAGCUUUUCCCCUGGUCUUUCAGCUAAGUAGCACCUCUGAGAUGAUGAGUUACUAUAUGGACACAACCAUCGGCAACACAGCCCCUUAUCCUUUGGCUCGCCCUGGAGUGAUGAAGCAAGGUGCCGCCGGCCCCUGCGAGGAUCCCUGGGUGACCUGCGGCUUUCAGUCUGCCUGCUGCCAGCCGAGGACGUGCUGCCCGCUCUGGGAUGAGCCUGCCACGCAAGAGGUGCCCACCGGCCUGGAGCACUACAGCACGGAUAUGGAAUGUGCGGAUGUGCCUUUAUUAACUCCCAGCAGCAAAGAAAUGAUGUCUCAGGCAUUGAAAGCCACCUUCAGCGGCUUCGCCAAAGAGCAACAGCGGCUGGGGAUCCCCAAAGAUCCCCAGCAGUGGACGGAGACGCACGUGCGGGACUGGGUGAUGUGGGCGGUGAACGAGUUUAGCCUGAAGGGAGUGGAUUUCCAGAAGUUUUGCAUGAAUGGAGCUGCCCUCUGCGCCCUGGGCAAGGAGUGCUUCCUGGAGCUAGCGCCUGACUUUGUGGGAGAUAUCCUCUGGGAACAUCUGGAGAUCCUGCAGAAAGAAGAGGUAAAACCGUACCCAGCAAACGGAGUGAAUACAACAUACCCAGAAUCCCGCUAUACUUCAGACUACUUCAUUAGUUAUGGCAUCGAGCACGCCCAGUGCGUGCCUCCCUCUGAGUUCUCCGAGCCCAGCUUCAUCACAGAGUCCUACCAGACCCUCCAUCCCAUCAGCUCGGAAGAGCUCCUGUCCCUCAAGUACGAGAACGAUUAUCCCUCGGUCAUCCUGCGUGACCCAGUGCAGACAGACUCCCUGCAGACAGACUACUUCACGAUCAAGCAAGAAGUAGUAACGCCAGAUAACAUGUGCAUGGGACGUGCCAGUCGAGGUAAGCUGGGUGGCCAGGACUCCUUCGAGAGCAUAGAGAGCUACGACAGCUGCGACCGCCUGACGCAGUCCUGGAGCAGCCAGUCCUCCUUCCAGAGCCUGCAGCGCGUCCCUUCCUACGACAGCUUUGACUCGGAGGACUACCCCGCCGCCCUGCCCAACCACAAGCCCAAGGGCACCUUCAAGGACUAUGUUCGAGAUCGGGCUGAUAUGAACAAGGACAAGCCUGUCAUUCCUGCUGCUGCCCUUGCUGGCUACACAGGCAGCGGACCCAUCCAACUGUGGCAAUUCCUGCUGGAACUGCUCACUGACAAGUCCUGUCAGUCCUUCAUCAGCUGGACGGGCGAUGGCUGGGAAUUCAAACUUUCCGACCCAGACGAGGUGGCCAGGCGAUGGGGCAAGAGGAAAAACAAACCCAAGAUGAACUACGAGAAGCUGAGCCGCGGGUUGCGUUACUACUACGACAAGAACAUCAUCCACAAGACGGCCGGGAAACGUUACGUCUACCGUUUCGUCUGCGACCUGCAGAGCCUGCUGGGCUACACGCCGGAGGAACUCCACGCCAUGCUGGACGUCAAACCAGAUGCCGAUGAGUGAAGGUGGCCAGCCGGGGCGGAGGAGCGCCCCGUGGCAUUUUGGAGAGUCGAUGGGACCUCUUUUCUGUUGGUUCUUUUUAAAUUUUUGCUGUUAUUUUUGUUGUUCGUUAUUUUUUUUUUUUUCUAUUUUAAAAAAAGAGCAACUCAGAUUUGAUACUUUCGAGGAUGUUGGGAGAGAGGGUGGCAGAAGCGUCAAACUUUUGACCAAAACCUAAAAAAGUUUGGUUCGGAGAAAGAUGGUUUUUUGUUUGUUUUUUUUUUUUUUUUUUUUAUCUGAAAGCUCCAAGACAGGCUUUUUUGGGGUAAAAUUCUGAGUUUUAAGAAAGCCAGAAAAAUGUAGCUCACUGAAAAAAAAAAAAAACAACCCCUCCCCAUCCCUUGCUGUUUAGAAAAAAUAUUAUCAAAAGGAUCCCUUUGGGUUUUGUGUUAUUCAUGCACAAAGUGACAGUUCAGGAAAUAACAGUGUUCCUGAGGAUUUGAGGAUUUUAAACUUUUUUGGGGGGCAGGGAGGGAAAACCAAAGUGGGUGAAUAUUCCUGCUUCGGGGAGGGGCAAUAUAGGAAAGAACCAAGAACUGUUUGUCGUUCUUGUUACAUCGCCUUUCUGUCGGUUGUCUUCUUUUCUACAAAAGAGAGAAUUUUUGCUAUAGGAGGGAUCAAGACUUUUUUUUUUUUUUUUAAUUUGUUAAAGUUUUAUUUUAUUAAAUUUUGUGCCAGUAUUUUUUUUUUUUUUAAAUAGUCUUAAGCUCUAAGAUGGUCUCAGUAUUGCAAUAUUGUGUGUGUUUGUUUCUGUUAUGCCAGCAGAGAGUUUUAUCACAGUGAGGAAAAAAAAAAAAAUUUAAAAAAAAAAAAAAAAAAAAAAAAAGAAUUUAUGUAGACCCCACUGGAGAUGUGUAGCACUACGACUCGGCGUCUCCGAAUCGUAAGUGAAGGAAAAUUAACUCCAAGCUGGCUCCUAGUAACCCUGGCUGGGUGUGCCGCUCUUGCUUCCAGUCCCACACGCUUUGCUCCGCCAUUUGCUGAUAAAGCUGGUUGAAAUUUCUGCUUUGGUUGUGGUUAAAAAAGGAGCCUUUUUGUACGGCUGCGUUUUGUGCAAGAAACCUACCAAGGUUUGCGGGGAAAAUGUCUUUUUUGCGUUUUCCAAAUGACUUUUUUGCUCAAGGAACACUUUGGUGCUUUCAGAAAAUUUGGAGGGUUGUUUUUUUUUUUGUUGUUGUUUUUUUGGUUUUUUGAGGGGGAAAAGGGAGAAAUUCUUGUUCUGAAUGUGGUAAAUGGAAAUUAUAGAAGUGGAUUGGGGGGAGAAAAUCAGGAAAAAGUUGAAAAGCCAAAGGGAAAUGUUUUUUCCUUCCUGUUUCGACCAGCUCUAUCUUUAUUGCUGUAUGUCUAAACCACUCUGGGCACACGCAGAAAGGAAAUUGUCCUUGCAAAUGGGUUCUUUACUGCUCUUUGUAAGCCUGAUCCUGCCAACCCUGGCAGGGUGUGAUUAACAUGAAGCAUACGACCGGUGUCGCUGGGGUAAACGAGAGGUCUCGUGUGCUUGCCCCAGAUGGUUGCAGGAUCAGUCCCGGGGCUGCUCCGUCUGUCCUCCAAACUUUUUGCAACUGGUUUGCGUUCAGAGAGGGGUAAAUCCCGCGGCACCGAGCACUUCCCGGGAUGCUCUGAGAGUCCGAGGGUCGGGCGGUGAGCGUUCCCACACCCAGCUCCGACCCCGAAGCCGGAUCCGCGCGGAUCCCACUGCCAAACGGGGCCUCUCACCCCAGGGAGCCGCUGGGCUUUCUCUUUCUAAAGACAGUAUUAUGUGUUUGAACCAAAAGUACCUUCUUUUUGUGUCGUUUGUCUGUCCGCCUGUGUGUUUUAGGUAAUCGUGUUCAUUACAGAGGCACUGUGGGACAGCAGUGGGGGGCAUCUGCUCGCCGGGCCACGCCUGCCUGAUACAGGCUGAUGUAUCGGGUCGGCAGGGCAGGACUCUGCGUGCAAAGAGCCAAAAUAUUCAGGCACAUACCCCCCCCGCCCCCUCCUCCCGUGCAGCGGCAGUGCUGGAUGGGGAGCUCGGCCCCUGGGCAAGGGGAUGCUCCGAGGUUUUCCUCCGGGCCUGGGGGGCACCCAGCACCUCUGUAUCCCCAAUUGGUCAUUUGGGGGCAAGUCGACCCCGAAACUGCCGCGUGCUUAAAAAAAAAAGGUGGUGGUGGAGAGGAAAUGAGUGGGCCAAGAGGGAGCUCCAGCCAAGGGGGAUGGACGCAGAAGGUGGUUUAGGUAGGGGGGGGGUUCUUAGCUGUGCUGUUCGCUCACGGGGGCUGCGCACCAUCCCACUGAGCGUACGGAGGGAAAAUGGACGGGAGGGAAGGCAAAGGGGGCGAAAGGGAGGUUGAAAGGAGCAUGCACCAAAGGGGGAGAGGGGUGCUGCCCCUUGGGAGGUUAAACCUCAGCUCGUCUCCUCGAGCAGCCAAGGAGGAUGGGAGAAAGCAUCUCGGCCGAGCUGGGGAGAGGAGAGGAAAACAAGAUACGGGGGAUGAGGCGCCGGGGCAGAGCUCGGCCGCGGGGUCCAGGCUCGCCGCAGGCGCUGAGCUGGCCGAAAAGGGAGUCAGGCAAGAGGUGAGAGCGCGGAAGCGUGCAGGGGAGGAGUAGUUAAAGAGCAUCCCAACGGGACGUACCGUAGGGGUUGGAUUGUCAGCAAUCAGGUGGGUUUUCGCAGGCGUUCCGGGGUUGCUGCCUUUGCACGCAGCUGCGGGGGUGCCCUUAGCUUACCCUUCACGGGCCACUGCUAGCGGUGCUUUGAAAAAUCCCCCUUACACCCUUAGAAAAGGCGCCCUCCCUCCCGCCCUCGGCACCGCGCCGUGUCCCAGGACACGUCUCCUGCUUUGCUCGGAUGCUCCACUGCAGCUGAAGUGCCUUUUUCAAGCGGAAAACAGGGAUAAAAUUUCCCUCCGACAGAAGGAACCGCAGGUUCGGGUGCCAGCCCCAUCCUUCUGCCAGGCUAAAUCCCUUGUCUGCUCCACCGGGUUUAUUUUUUCCAGGUUUCCAAGCUGAACCUGUGCGUUCCCAGUGACUUUGGGGAGGUGGUUUAAAGGUGAGAAAGGGCGAGUCAUGAAAAGCAGCUCUUUUUUUUUGGAAGUAGCCCCUGGCUGGCGCUUCGCCAUCGUUUCUCCCGGCUGUUUGCCAUCCCAGCUCGCAGCCUUUGUGUGGGUGCAGCAGGAAAAGGGCAGUACAAUCCUAGGGACAGCAGGUUCAUCAUUUUCUAUUUUCCUCUUAUUUUUCAUUCCUAGUCUAGAGACCAUCCCGGAGAGGGCUGUGUGCUGUUUAUACACUGGAAAUUUGCAGAUUUGUUUUUGUUCCUUUUUUUUUUUUUUUGGAUUUUGAUUUUUUUUUUUUUUACUUCUUUCUGCUUUGUAAUUGCAUGUUGACUUUUGGCGAGGGAUGUGCUGGAACCCAAACCCUCUGACCCGUUCUUUGAAGCCACGAAAAUUUGGUUAACCCCACUCACACGUGCUGGGCCAGGAGGAUGGGUUAGAGAGGGAUGGUGGAGAUCUGCCUGGGGUGGGACUCGCUCCUGUGCUGGUUUCUCUGCACGGGGACAAGCUUCACCCUCGGCGGGUACACAUGGCUCUUAGAAAUUGGGUAAUUUUGUCAUGUUUUGGAAUGUCUCAGGUGCUUUUGGUGAUUUUUUUUUUUUUUUUUAAUAUUUUCUGUGUCCUGCUUGUGAUCUGCUGUUCUCUGCGUGGGGGCACGUCCCCCUUGCCUCUCCUCCCCGGCAGAGCCUGAGCCCUACCUUGGGAGCGAUGCGCUUGCAAACAGCUUUCUGGGGGCUCAGCAGUCGAUAUUUGGGACCUCAGUAAAAGAUAAAAACCAAAAACCUGUUGGAAAAUGCAAGUGCUUUCUCUGCUGCCCGUCUCUCCCUUUGUGUGUAGGAUGACCGUGACCCUUGGGCACUCGUGUGUGUGCAGGUGUAGCUCCAUUUAAUUUCCACUCUACCACCGUCCCGCUCCAGAUGUCAUCAUUUGGGUGGAGAAAUACCCAAAGAGGGCAAGAAAUAAAAGAUACUGUAUGAUUUUAACCUUCUCACAUCUUUCCAAACCAACACCUCCCCCCAAAAAGGUCCCAGUAAGCACCAGUAAAUUCAGAUGCUGCAGGAAACAUCCCCAUCUUCCGUCUCUUGCUCUUCUGGAGAGGUUUUCUGUGAGGCUUUAGGGCUUGGUUGCUUUGUUCCUCAUUAACGUCACGAAAUUUGGAUGCCUUGGCGUGCUCUGCUCUCUGGUAGGGUCUAUAUAACAUCCGUGAGCUGUUGUCUACAUUCCAAAGAGGUUUAAAUAAAUGAUAAAUCUAUGUAUACAUAUAUGUUAUAAUGGAAUAUCUCCAGGAAUUAACUGCCUCAGUAAAAAAAAAAAAAAAAAAAAAAAAGUCUUUUUUUUUCUUUUUGUUUUUACACAUGGGAUUUUUUUUUUUAAGCUGAUAAACAUAGAAGAAGAAAAAAAAAAGAGAGAUUGUUAUAUUGUGCUGUUUGACUAUUUUCCAACUUGUAUUUUCAUAUAAUUUAUAUUUUUUAAAAGUGGAAAAAAAUUUUAAAAGCGAGAUUAAAAAAAAAAAAAGGAAAAAGCAGGUGCUUUUUAAAAAAACUGAGCUGAGGUAGCUUAGAGAUGUAGCGAUGUGUGUGUGUGUCCGUGUGUUGUGUUUUGUUUUGUUUUGUUUUGUUUUUAAAAGAUACAAAAAAAAAAAAAAUCCCUCCUACAUUGAAUUCUUAAAGGAGGGGAUUGGUUUGGUUUUAAUUGCUGAUGCUGGCACAUCAUUUUGCUGGAGAGUUUUUUAUAUACUGUAGCCUUAUUUCAUAUCGUAUUUUAAACCAUGUGAAAUUAAAAGAAGAGUAAUUCCUAA
Molecule: messenger RNA, 6442 nt
Organism: Tyto alba (common barn owl)
Lineage: Eukaryota; Metazoa; Chordata; Aves; Strigiformes; Tytonidae
Gene: ETS1
Product: ETS proto-oncogene 1, transcription factor
Exons: 10
Coding region: 119-1579 (486 amino acids)
Biological process (GO): cell differentiation; regulation of transcription by RNA polymerase II
Cellular component (GO): nucleus
Molecular function (GO): sequence-specific DNA binding; DNA-binding transcription factor activity, RNA polymerase II-specific
Source: RefSeq, a predicted model, not a curated record